GGUGCGCGAGCGCUGGUGUGGCGUAGGAGCCGCGCUCUGACUGAAGAGAAGGCGAAGCGGCGGUUUUGGGGUCUCGUCUCGUCAUGUUCCAGGGCCCCGAGACCGACUGGGCGAAACCGAGCUCGAGGGGGAUGAAACCGCCUGGAGGGGACUCCAGCAACCCCUUUGGAUGCCCAGAAGAAGUCUCAUCCCCUCUCAAGCCACACAGAAUGGCAUCCAACAUCUUUGGAGCAACCGAAGAACCUCAAAACAUCCCAAAGAAAACAAAUCCUCCAGGUGGGAAGGACAGCGACAUUUUUGGGGGCCAUAGACCUAACCCUUCUCGACAUCUUACAAAUCCACCCGGUGGCAAAACGAGCAAUAUCUUUGGGUCUCCAGAACCCUUCAGCACUGUCAGAGCUCACCCAAACAAGCCUAAGGAUCACAUUAUGCUGUGUGACAGAGGGGAUGCACCCCAGGAACGAAAACCAAAAGCUCCCGAAGACCAAAGACCACAGGUGGAAGACACAUACGAGCCGCAGAAAGAGACUCCCAAAGAGCCCGGACCCAAGACAGAAGACCACGAGCCUAGGCUGGGGCCACGACCACGUUCACACAACAAAGUCCUUAACCCCCCCGGGGGCAAAUCCAGUCUUUCAUUCUACUAGGGGGGCGAAGCCCUCCCUCUUCCCUAAUGGAGUCAGCACAGAAAUACGACCUGAGUGUUCAAAGGCAGAACCCAAAGGCUAGUCUUGUGGUGCUUGCAGAAGGAAGCACUUAGUGGUUUGGCUGAUUGCGGGCAGAAAUCAGGCUGUGCCUCUUUGCUUUAAAGAUAUAGACCAGACUUCGGAGAGUAUGUUUCUAGCCCAUUCACUGCUGUUGAUUUCUGGCCUUGCAACGGGUUGUAAUGAAGAUUAUUUUCUUGAUGCUUGGAUUGGAUAAUGCAGCCUAGAGGAAAUUUAUCUGCACUAGACAGACCGGAAGUGGGUAGGCUUGGCCUGAACUCUGAAGUUCUAUCUGAACUGUGAGUCUUGUAGAAAAAUUG
This is a messenger RNA of Gekko japonicus, 1024 nucleotides long. RefSeq names its product hematological and neurological expressed 1-like (gene JPT2). The record is from RefSeq and is a predicted model, not a curated record. Gene Ontology annotation, cellular component: nucleus. Bases 84 to 647 code for a protein of 187 amino acids. Lineage: Eukaryota; Metazoa; Chordata; Lepidosauria; Squamata; Gekkonidae. The transcript is spliced from 5 exons.